GUUUCCGCUGUUUCCGGUCCUUUUCGCGUCCGUGCUCGAGGCGUUCAAUCGUUGUAGUCCGCCUGGGCGCUCAUCUGAGUCGUAAUGCCGGCAAAAAUAGUGCUUGAAACCAACGACGCUGAGAUGGAUGACAGCGAGGAAACCACCGUAAAGGAGAAAAAAGCACUUAAGAAACUAAAAAAAGAGAAGGUCAAGGAUAAGAGAAAGAAGAAGCCAGCUGAUGAAGAGACCGAUGAGCAUGAACCACCGAGCCCAAAGAAGAAAAAGACGGAACACGGAGCCAAUGGCAAGUUGCCGAAGAAGAAGAAGAAAUCGAGUAGUACCAGUGAAACACCUUUAAUGAAAACACCAUCACAUUCAUCAGAAUCUGAGUGCAAUAGCUCAGGCCCUGAAGAAAGAACAAAGAAACAACGUAAGAAGGCAGCAGUCAAUGGAGACACAGUGCAGACUCCCAGUAAGCUCAACGGCUGUUCUACAGAGUCGUCCUCUCUUCAUUCAAGCAACGACAGCGAAAGCGACAAAGAAGUUGAAGAGACGCCAGAGCAGAAAGAGGGUGCCUUCUCUAAUUUUCGAAUUUCGAAGGAGACCAUCAGAUUACUUCAAGCCCGAGGUGUGACAUACCUGUUUGACAUCCAAGCCAAGACAUUCAACUCUGUGUUUGAUGGGAAGGAUGUGGUGGCCCAAGCGAGGACCGGCACUGGAAAGACUUUCUCUUUUGCCAUCCCCCUCAUUGAGAGGCUGACAGCCACUGUGGACAGGAAAAGAGGGCGACCUCCAAAGGUCCUUGUUCUUACUCCUACUAGAGAACUUGCUAUUCAGGUUGCCAAGGAUUUCAAAGAUAUCACAAAAAGAUUGUCUGUUGCCUGUUUCUAUGGUGGCAGCCCCUACAAUCCCCAAAUGGACAGCAUUCGCAAUGGCAUCGAUAUUCUAGUAGGUACCCCAGGCCGAAUUAAAGACUUGUAUCAGAACAGCAAACUGAAUCUCUCUGAGCUGAAGCACGUGGUUCUGGAUGAAGUGGACCAGAUGCUGGACAUGGGCUUCGCGGAACAAGUGGAGGAGAUCUUGGCAGCUUCCUACAAAAAAGGCUCAGAAAGCAACCCCCAGACGCUGCUCUUCUCUGCCACGUGCCCCCACUGGGUGUACGAUGUGGCCAAGAAGUACAUGCGGCCGCAAUGCGAGCACGUCGACCUCAUCGGAAAGAAGACACAGAAGACUGCCACUACCGUGGAACACCUGGCCAUUUCAUGUCACUGGUCCCAGAGGGCAGCGGUCAUCGGAGAUGUGAUCCAGGUCUAUAGCGGUAGCCACGGACGCACCAUCGUCUUUUGCGAAACCAAGAAAGAGGCCACUGAGCUGUCACUCAACACCUCCAUAAAGCAGAACACCCAGUCUUUGCAUGGAGACAUUCCUCAGAAGCAGAGGGAGAUCACGCUCAAAGGCUUCAGGAAUGGGGCCUUUGAGGUACUGGUGGCUACCAAUGUGGCAGCCCGUGGCUUGGACAUUCCAGAGGUUGAUCUGGUCAUACAGUGUUCACCCCCAAAGGAUGUGGAAUCCUACAUCCAUCGAUCAGGUCGAACAGGCAGGGCUGGCCGGACAGGUGUAUGCAUCUGCUUCUACCAGCGCAAAGAAGAACAGCAACUCCGAUAUGUGGAGAACAAAGCUGGCAUUAAAUUUAAGCGAGUUGGAGUACCAACUGCCAACGAUAUCAUCAAGUCCUCCAGUAAAGAUGCAGUACGAUACCUGGAUGGUAUACCAUCUACAGUGAUUGAGUACUUCCGCUCGGCGGCGGAAAAGCUGAUUGAGGAACGGGGGGCCGUUCCAGCCCUGGCAGCUGCCCUCGCCCAUAUUUCUGGGGCCACCACCCUUGAGGAGCGCUCUCUCCUUAACUCUGAUGUGGGAUACAAGACCAUUGUGCUGAAAUGUUCUCAAGAAAUGCACAGCAUCGGCUAUGCAUGGAGGGCCCUGAAGGAGCAACUGGGAGAGGAGAUUGAUGAUCAGAUUCAGAGGAUGACGUUCCUUAAGGGGAAGACUGGUGUCUGCUUUGAUGUUGCGGCAGCUAAAGCGAAAGACAUUGAGGAGGUCUGGCAGAACGGUCGACGCUGGCAGCUGUCGAUACCCACAGAGCUCCCGGAGCUGGAAGAAAGCAAUUGGAAGGGUGGGGACCGGCCAGCUGGUGGGAACAGCCGUUCCUUCCGUGGCGACAGACGCGGAGCCGGACGCAGAGGUCAGGGCCGUAGCUUUGGAAACAAUAAUCGAAGAGGAGGCGGUGUGAAACGGAGCCACAGCAGGGCUUUCGAUUACUAAAGGGCUGUGACCUUGCCUGGUGCUCUGGACCACCCCCACAUUCCCAUCACCACUUUUCCAGCAGUGGUUGAGAGAACUCUCUAUUUACCCCCCUGGUGGAAACGCUCAAGGGGGGCUCUAAUGCCUUGAUAACCAGUUUGCUACAAGUCAAUGACUUUGCAUUCAUGUAUUUAAUAUAACUAGAAAAUAUCCAUUCAUGUGAAUGAGAUGUAUUCAUUAAAGGUGUUCUUUAAAAAGC
Messenger RNA from Scleropages formosus (Asian bonytongue), 2542 nucleotides. It is a transcript of the gene ddx21, whose product is annotated as DEAD (Asp-Glu-Ala-Asp) box helicase 21. The record is from RefSeq and is a predicted model, not a curated record. NCBI's taxonomy places the organism in Eukaryota, Metazoa, Chordata, Actinopteri, Osteoglossiformes, Osteoglossidae. The coding region runs from base 85 to 2304 and encodes 739 amino acids. The transcript has 16 exons. Gene Ontology annotation, molecular function: RNA helicase activity; RNA binding; ATP binding.